This is a messenger RNA of Akanthomyces muscarius, 762 nucleotides long. RefSeq lists its product as uncharacterized. The record is from RefSeq and is a predicted model, not a curated record. The transcript is spliced from 3 exons. NCBI's taxonomy places the organism in Eukaryota, Fungi, Ascomycota, Sordariomycetes, Hypocreales, Cordycipitaceae. Gene Ontology annotation, molecular function: RNA polymerase II general transcription initiation factor activity; DNA binding. Gene Ontology annotation, biological process: DNA-templated transcription initiation. Bases 1 to 762 code for a protein of 253 amino acids.
AUGGAGGGCAUUCAAACCCACCCGUCCAACGCGGCGCAGGCCAAGGCCUUCACUGCGCCUGGCUCGCUAUCCUUCCCCGGCGCUUCCAACGAGCUCACGCCACCUGGCGGUAACGGUGAUGCUUCCCAGCGUCCUCCUCUGCCUGGCCAGCCUGCAGCCAACGGAAAUGGGGUGACUCCCGCAACGCCUGCCGCUACUCCUGCUGCUACGCAGGGGCCUAGUGGUAUUACUCCUACUCUGCAGAACAUUGUCGCCACGGUGAACCUCGAUUGCCGUCUGGACCUCAAGACAAUUGCUCUACAUGCCAGAAAUGCCGAGUAUAACCCAAAGCGUUUUGCGGCCGUCAUUAUGCGUAUCCGUGAGCCCAAGACCACGGCCCUCAUCUUCGCCUCCGGCAAGAUGGUCGUCACUGGUGCCAAGUCCGAGGAUGACUCCAAGCUUGCUUCUCGCAAGUACGCUCGUAUCAUCCAGAAGCUCGGCUUCAACGCCAAGUUCACCGACUUCAAGAUUCAGAACAUUGUCGGCUCCUGCGACAUCAAGUUCCCCAUUCGUUUGGAGGGUCUUGCCUCGCGCCAUCACAACUUCAGUUCUUACGAACCCGAGUUGUUCCCUGGUCUGAUCUACCGCAUGAUUAAGCCGAAGAUUGUGCUUCUGAUCUUCGUCUCCGGCAAGAUUGUCUUGACCGGUGCUAAAGUGCGUGAGGAAAUCUACCAGGCUUUCGAAAUGAUUUACCCUGUGUUGCAAGACUUCCGCAAGGUCUAA